ACACAUCCUUUCCUUGUAGAGGUAUUUUAUAAUGAAGUUUAAUAGUUUGCAGUUCCACCCAACUACUUACAGAUAUAUUUUUACUUAAAAUUAUCUUCAUCAAAAGUCUAUUUUCACAAAAUAUUUUCAAAUGUGGCUUUGUGGUUUUGUGUUGAAAAUCUUUCUGUCUAAUACAUUAGCAUAUAAUUUGGAUAUUACCAAUGCUAUUGUAUUUACUACUCCACAAAAUUUAGAAGGUAGACGAAAUAGUUAUUUCGGAUAUGCUACUGCUCUGUACACUAGUAGUAAAAAUGUUUCUGCAGUACUUAUUGGUGCACCAAGAGCAAAUAUAAGUAAAAUUCAAUCUGUAUUAGAACCAGGAACUGUUUAUAUGUGUUUACUUAAUAACGUGUGUAAGGAAUGGAUUGUCGACAAGUCUAAAGAUGAAAUUCAUCAGAAUAGAAAUAAUUCAUGGAUUGGAGCAGUUGUUCUAUCAGAAAAUAAUAGAAUAAAUUCUAAAAUUCUGGUUUGUGCUCCACGAUGGAAAUAUAUAAUUGGUACAUACUGGUAUAUGAAUGGUAUGUGUUAUUGGACUACAGCUACUAAUUUAGAAUCUUUUGAAAAGGAUGCAGAAAAAAUGUCUCUAAUAUCGAUUAAUGCUAAUCAAACUACUUUAUGGAAUAACAUCUGGUUAUAUGAUUUCGGAAUUGGUCAACUUGGUUUUUCUGCUGAUAUAUCAUCUGCUAAUAAAUUAGGCUUGAAUGUUGUUUUGGGGUCACCAGGUAUAUUUAAUUGGAAAGGUUCUGCAGUAUUAUUAACAGAAUCAACUUCUGAUCACAGACAAAUUAUUAUUCCAAAUAACAAAAACACUGUUCUGGAUUUUUUUGAUUACUUGGGAUAUUCAACAACUUCCGGAUUUUAUUUUAGCAAACAAGAACGUUUGUUUGCAUCAGGUUCACCCAGAGGUAAUGAUAUGAAGGGAUAUGUUAUAAUAUAUUCUUUUCCAAAAUAUUCUGGUGAAAGGAUUAAUAUUAGUAAUACCUUGAAUGGUUAUCAGUACGGAGAAUAUUUUGGAGCUACUUUGGCAUCAUGUGAUUUAAAUAAUGACGAUAAAGAUGAUUUAAUUGUUGGUGCACCUCUUUGGACUAGAGAUAUGGACGAGGGUCGAGUAUACAUCUUUAUGGCAUGGGAAAAUAACAAUUUUAUGAAAGAUCAAGAAAUUGAUGGUGAUGUAAGUGGAGGAAGAUUUGGCUCUUCUAUAACAUGCUUAGGAGAUAUUGAUUAUGACGGAUACAAUGAUAUUAUGAUUGGUGCACCGUAUGAAGGAGACAGUGGUGCAAUAUAUUUAUACAACAGUAAUAAAAACGGAGUUCUGAAAUGUAGUCAAAAGAUACUUGGUUCUGAAUUUUCACCAAACAUUCGUGGAUUUGGUAUAUCAAUAUCAAAGCCUUUGGAUAUAAAUAAUGACAAAUACCUUGAUAUUGCAGUAGGAGCAUAUUUAUCUGAGCAAGUUGUUUUGUUACCAUCCAAACCUGUUGUUUCAAUAACAGUAGAUCUUGUGUAUCCUACAAAAACAUUGUCUAGGGAUUCGAAAUUUUUUUCCAUACAUAUAUGUACCAUUUAUGAAGGUGUAUAUGCUCCUAAAAACUUAAAUAUCAUUCGUAAUUUAGAAAUAGAUCCAUUGUAUGGACGAGCGAUGUAUUUGACGAAUAAUACAAGUAAUUUUACUUGCAUUUUACCAACUACGUUAAAAAUAUCCGAACGUCAAUGCGAGCUGUUUAAAAUUCAUCUUAAGAACAAUAUACAAAAUGUGAUUGAUCCAAUUUCAAUAUCUGUAGUGGUAGAUUUUAAUAAUACCACACAAAAAAAUAACAAGUCAAGUAAUAUUUUUCAUGGAUCAUCUGUAGUAAUAAACAAACUGAAUUCAAAAACUAAAGAUGUUAUUCAAUUACCAUUUCUAUUGGAAUGUGGUAGCGAUGAUAUUUGUAACUCAGAUUUACGAAUAUCUCUUCGAACUGAUUUAAAAUCCAAUAAUACAUACAUUAUUGGAUCAUCAUCGAAUUUGAAACUUAUAAUUGAUGUUCAUAAUAAUGGUGAACCUGCUUAUCAGACACAAAUACACAUUUCUAUUCCAAAUCCCUUGUCAUUAGCAAGUAUACCACCAGCGUGCAUGGAAUCAUCUUGGACAAAUAAAUAUAUUUUGCAAGUAAUAUGCGAUGUUGGAAAUCCUCUUACCAAUGCAACCAAUGAAACAAUGAUAUUAGAAUUGGAUACAAGCAAGGUUCGUUUUGAUGUCAAGAGUUUGGAAUUAUAUGCAAAUGUUACUACUCAAAGUGAAGAAAUAAAUGAUUUAAAUAAGAACUAUACUAUGACAAUUUAUUUUGAUAUUGAUGUUGAUAUAGCUAUAGCAGGAAAAGCACAAGAUAAUGUAUAUUCGUACUCUCAGAAAAAUGAAAAAGAUUCACAAAAUAUCAGAUUUAAACAUAUUUAUGAAGUACAAAAGUUUGGAACAAGUCCAAUUUAUGAAGCUGUCUUAAUGAUAGAGAUUCCAACAUAUUGGAAAAACAAAGAUUACAAUAUAGAAUUGAUUAGUAUAAAUCAAACAAUUGCUCAUAUGGAUGGUAAUAUUCUUAAAUUAAAAAUCAAUGAUUUGGAUCAUUGUAAAAAUUGUCAAACCUCCACGAAGAAAAUCGUUGAUAAAUUCAUUGAUGAAUUUGAUAUGAAUAAUAAAUCAGUUGAUAUUCACACAAAAACAGAGAUCAAGUCUGAAGAAAAUUUUACCAACACGGAAAAAUUGGUAAAAAAUACACCUCUUGAGAACAGAAUAUUGUUCAUUAAUUGUAGUGAUCCAAUGAUUGUGUGUAAACAACUUGAAUGUAAACUAAUUCCUUUUACAAGUUCUUUAUCUGUCACCCAACUCAUAAUUACAUUAGAUUUCAAAUUGUCAAAUAUUCCAUCAUUCAUGUUGGAAAAUAAAAAUAUCAUAUUAUUUGUAUCUAAAGGCAUCGUAAAUAUCACACAACCACCCAAUGUUAUUCAAGGAAGCACAAAUAAACCUGAUACAACCAUCAUAACUACAAAAUUCCAGGGAUCUCCAAUAAACGAACGUGUUGCCGGAUGGAUAGUAGUUUUAUCAAUAUUUCUUGGGAUUAUACUUUUCAUAUUAAUUACUCUAGGUCUUAUUAAGUUGGGUUUCUUUCAUAGAAAAAAGAAAGCACAACUAGAGGCUUUGAUAGCUGUAUCAAAUGAAAACAAUCCUAAGAUUUUAGAAACAACUUCGUCCGAAGUUCCUGAUCAAGAUACUAUAGUAAUUACACAAGUUGUUAUACAUACAUUGGCAUAUUCCAUUGCAGCCAUGCUACCUGCAGCAACUAAUCCACUCCAAGGUAUAUUACUGAAUAAACCACCAAACGAAUCUUUUUCUUCGCUCGACUGAUUAUUUCCAUUCGAAGGGCCAUAUGAAGAAGAUGGUGGACCAUAACCCGGAGGUGGAGGACCAUAUCCUCCUGGGAUUGAUUUUGUAUCCAGACUUGGAUACAAACCACCUGGUUCUAUUAAAAUUUAAAUUUAUUCAAAUAGUAUUAAUAUAGUAAUUAUAUUUAAUAAUGCAAUAUCAUAUAAAUAUAAAUAAGAAUGAAAUAUUCUUACGAGGAGGACCAAAGUCUGCAGAUGGAACUGAUAGAGGUGGUGAAGAAUGUGGUGAUCCAACCGGUACAUUUUCAUAGAUAAUGCUGGAUAUUUCAACAUCACCAUCGAUCACUAGAUGCGUAACUUUCUGGUAUGGUAACCGAUGUGCAAAUUCUGCGAAAUGCCUGCCAUUUAUAGCAAUUUUAUAAUUCAAAUGAUCACAUAAAAUAAUCAUUUCAAAUUCUUGACCAGGUUGUAUGCACAGAGGACCUUCAUUUUCAUUUGCUCCCCAUGUCAUGGAUUCAAUAUGAUUUCUUGUAAUAACACCAUCAGAAAAUCGAGGUGAUAUAUGAAUAGCUAUAUCAUCUCUUGGAUUUAAUAUUGGUCCCAAUUGAUAAUUAACAGCAAACCGUACUGCAUUUUCAGGGACUUUACCCCGAAUUCUUACCAUUUUUCCAGGUACUAAACCAUUUUCAACUGCUCCUACGUAAGGAAUUUCCUAUAAAAAAAAUAAAAAAAAAAUAAAACAUUGACACAGUUAAUCUAUACUAUAUAAGUUCAUGUUUAUUAAUAAUCCAGAAAUAUAUUACCAUAGUAAGCAUAAUGUAAUAACAGCAAUGCGGAUAAUUUUAAAAUAUACCGAAUAACACGUAUUUUAUCGGAAAGAGAUAAAUGAUGUAAUAAAGGAUAAACUUACUGGGUUUGUAGCGACUUCAGUUGCCAUUUUAUAAUAAAUUAGAGAUAAAAUAUAUGAAAAAAAUGAUAAAUUUUCAAACUCGAGAUAUAAGGCGUCACCACUGCGUACAAAAAGACGACCCGCGCCUUCUUGGCCUUCACUUAACAAAUUUCUAUUUGCAGUGGUGACGUCUUCAGUAUGAAUCGUAUUAUGCGGAUUAAUAUAUUUAGUUCUUCCCACGAGUGACAGAUGGGGUUAGCAUCUUUUUCUAUAGCCAACUGAUCACUAGGAGACAAAAAGAAUAUAACAAUUCGUAAAACUUUUUAACAAGGAAAAUGUAACCUUGUUAGUCUGAGGAUUUAUUAAUUCAUUAAGAGGAAUUCGGACAAAAGAUAGAAGUUUCAUUUGUAUUUAAAAAUAUUUGACAUCAAAUAUUUAUUUCUUAUUACUUCAUUAAUUGACCAUUGAAUUUGGUCAAAACAAUCAACAAGCAUAGGAUACAAUUCGCCGACAUUCAAGUUUUAAAUAACGACAGUUUAUUGAAUUAUUAAAUGUGAUUGAGAUACAUCGAUAAUCAAAUUAAAUUUAAUUUAGACAUAUUUAGAAAAAAGUAAAGGUUAAUUUGAUAAAUCCUAAUAUAUAUACAUUUCAUUGAAACCAUUUAAGGAAAUGUUUAUAUAUAUUGUACAUAGUAUAAUAUAAUUAUCCUGUGAUAAAUAUCAUGAGCCAUGUUAAAAUCAAGUAAAUCAAAUAAUUCUACUAAAAAGAAAGUUAAAAGGACCAAGGAAAAGAAGAAUAAUUCUAGUAAGUCACAGAAUACAAAAAAUGAAAAAGUGACAGAUGUUGUAAAAAAUAUAAAACAGAAUAUUAAACCAUCACAAUUGCAUGGUAUAUGCAAUUCAUCUGAACAAUCUCAAAGUUCUUCAAUUACUCAAUUAAAUAAUGUUUCGAAUCAGAAAGAUAUAGAAAGAAAUUCAAUAGAAAAUAAAAAUAUGACAUUUCAAAUUUAUGCUAAUAAUCCACCUUCAUUUAAUAGUUCUUAUUUAACAACAAAGGAUCUUUCAUUGAAAAGAAACCCAGAUGAUCUGUUUAAUUUAAUUUAUUCGGAACAAGUUACUUUAACUCUACCAAAUCGAUCAUGGUCAAUAUAUUUUACAGAAAUACCAAUUCGUUGCAUUGUUGUGAGUGAAAUAACUUUACAUCAUGAUAGUGGAUUAGGAUUUAUACCUCUUUACACAAAACAAAUUAUCUUUCAUGAAAAAAUGUCAUAUGAAAUUUUUUUAUUUAAUUCAAAAGCUUCAGAAAAAAAUUUGUCUCCGAUAGAAACAAUAACAGAUGUAAUGAAUAUUAUAACAUAUACGAAUAAUUUGAAACUUUGUAGUGGUGGGCCUGCAGUAAGUCUGUAUAAUAAUAUUAAUAUAGAAUGUGCUUAUAGAGAUAACAAGGAAAAAUGGAGACACAAUUUAUGUAGUUUGGAAGUAAGUGAAGGCGAUACAUGUGAAUUAUGUCUUUCGCUAAAAGAUAUAUUAAAUCGACAUGUACAACGUAAUAAAUCAUCAUCAAGAACAAAAAA
Messenger RNA from Vespula pensylvanica (western yellowjacket), 5855 nucleotides. Its product is annotated as integrin alpha-8-like. The coding region runs from base 131 to 3415 and encodes 1094 amino acids. The record is from RefSeq and is a predicted model, not a curated record. The transcript is spliced from 14 exons. Gene Ontology annotation, molecular function: integrin binding. Gene Ontology annotation, biological process: cell-matrix adhesion; cell adhesion mediated by integrin; integrin-mediated signaling pathway. Lineage: Eukaryota; Metazoa; Arthropoda; Insecta; Hymenoptera; Vespidae. Gene Ontology annotation, cellular component: external side of plasma membrane; integrin complex.